CGCUUGUAGAACCUAUUGCGCUUUAGAGAUAAGACCUCUCUAUAAAAUAAAAUGUGAGCAGCCUUAUUGUGUUUAGUUUAUAUUCAGAACCAGUAUGAACACCUUGCACACGACGCGCUGUCUAGCUAUUUCCAUAGGCCCGGCCCGAUCAUUAAGAUCAGCCUCAGCCUUGGCACAAACUGAGGCCAAAGUCAAUGUAACUGAGAGUGAAAAGCCGUUUAGCGAAAUUCCUCGCCCGGGAAAGUUGAAGUUCAUGCGGGCCUUCAUGCCAGGCGGCGAGUUCUAUAAUGCCUCGGUUACCGAAUAUGCAUCGAUGAUGCGAAAGCGGUAUGGAGAUGUCUAUAUUAUGCCAGGAAUGUUUGGCCGCAAGGACUGGGUCACCACUUUCAAUACCAAGGAUAUAGAAAUGGUAUUCCGCAAUGAGGGAAUAUGGCCACGACGCGAUGGUCUUGAAUCGAUUGUAUAUUUCCGCAGACAUGUCAGACCCGAUGUUUAUGGAGAAGUGCAGGGCUUAGUGGCAUCUCAAGGAGAAGAUUGGGGAAAACUACGUUCGGCGGUUAAUCCUAUUUUUAUGCAACCUCGAGGUCUAAGAAUGUAUUACGAGCCUUUGUCAAAUAUCAACAAUGAGUUUAUUGAACGCAUCAAAGAAAUAAGAGAUUCCAAGACAUUGGAAGUACCUGAGGACUUUUAUGGCGAAAUCAGCCGACUAGCUUUUGAAUCCUUGGCCUUGGUGGGCUUCGAUCGACAAAUGGGCUUGAUUCGGAAGAAUCGUGAAAAUCCCGACGCCCUCACCCUCUUCAAAACGACAAGGGAAAUCUUUCAGUUGGCCUUCAGCUUGGACUUCCAGCCAUCGAUGUGGAAGGUUGUUUCUACUCCUGCUUACAGAAGAAUGAAGAAAGCCCUGAACGACAGUCUGGAUGUGGCCCAUAAUCUACUGAAGGAGACACAGGAUAAUAUCGAGAAGCGACGCCUGGAUGGCGAAAAGAUCAAUAAUAACAGCAUGCUAGAGCGUCUGAUGGUGAUCGACCCAAAAAUUGCAGUGAUCAUGGGACUGGACAUUCUCUUUGCUGGCGUGGAUGCCACUUCCACCUUGCUCUCUGCAGUGUUUCUGGCGCUGGCCAAACACCCGGAGAAACAGGCCAAGUUGCGGGAGGAGCUGCUGCAGAUUAUGCCCACCAAGGACACACUCCUGAACGAGGAGAACAUGAAAGAUAUGCCGUAUCUCCGAGCAGUUAUCAAGGAAACUCUUCGCUAUUUCCCGAACGGGCUGGGUACCCUUAGAACCUGCCAAUCUGACGUCGUGUUGUCCGGCUAUAAAGUCCCCGCAGGCACUACCGUUUUGAUGGGAGCCAAUGUCCUGAUGAAGGAUGGAGCUUACUAUACGCGCCCUGAUGAGUUCCUUCCAGAACGCUGGCUCCGCGAUCCCGAAACUGGCAAGAAGAUGCAGGUGAGUCCCUUCACCUUCCUGCCUUUCGGAUUCGGACCUAGAAUGUGCAUCGGCAAGAGGUUGGUGGACCUGGAAGUGGAGACGACUGUGGCCAAAAUUGUCCGCAAUUUUCACUUGGAAUUCAACCGGGAUGCCAGUCGUCCUUUCAAGACCCUCUUUGUGAUGGAGCCCGCCAUUCCUUUUCCCUUCAAGUUCACCGAUGUCGAGCAAUAGAACUAUUUAAACAUUGUUGCGAAAUUAAAUUCCUUAAUUUAAGAGAACACUGUACAUAUUGUGUAUAAUAAACCGACUGUUGUGCUGAUAGCUUUGCAAUUGAUAAGAUAAUUGUACUUAACCUA
Messenger RNA from Drosophila bipectinata, 1785 nucleotides. Its product is annotated as probable cytochrome P450 12d1 proximal, mitochondrial. NCBI's taxonomy places the organism in Eukaryota, Metazoa, Arthropoda, Insecta, Diptera, Drosophilidae. The record is from RefSeq and is a predicted model, not a curated record. Gene Ontology annotation, molecular function: monooxygenase activity; heme binding; iron ion binding.